This is a messenger RNA of Limulus polyphemus (Atlantic horseshoe crab), 3202 nucleotides long. Its product is annotated as 3 beta-hydroxysteroid dehydrogenase/Delta 5-->4-isomerase type 1-like. Gene Ontology annotation, molecular function: 3-beta-hydroxy-Delta5-steroid dehydrogenase (NAD+) activity. NCBI's taxonomy places the organism in Eukaryota, Metazoa, Arthropoda, Merostomata, Xiphosura, Limulidae. The record is from RefSeq and is a predicted model, not a curated record. The transcript has 3 exons. Gene Ontology annotation, biological process: steroid biosynthetic process. The coding region runs from base 50 to 970 and encodes 306 amino acids.
UGAAAGGAAUUUGUUUUUUCUUCUUUAAGGUCAUGAAGAACUUAAGCCAAUGAAAGUAAUUCAAGGUGAUGUAUGUAAUGCUGAGGACAUAGAAGAUGCUUGUAUUGGGGUGGACUGUGUCAUCCAUACUGCCGCAGUCAUCAGUGUUGGACUGUUUCCCGACAAGGACAAGAUGCACUCUGUAAAUGUUGAAGGAACACGCAAGGUGAUCAGUGCCUGCAUCAAAAACAGUGUUCCCAGGCUGGUCUUCACAAGCACGGUGGAUGUUGUCGUAGGUAAGGACCAUAUCUUCUAUGGUACAGAAAUUACAACUUCCACUUCUGGCACGUUCUUGAUGGAUGGCUACGGUGAAACCAAGUUGGAAGCAGAACAGCUCAUCCUCGAAGCAAAUGGAAAAAGCUUGCCCAAUGGGAAAGAUAUUUUACAUACACUAGCCCUCAGGCCGACAGUGUUGUAUGGAGAAGAAGAUUCUUACUUUAUCAUCAGUGCACUGAGGGCAGCUAAGAAGAGGAAAGGUGUUCUUCAACGAGUCCAUAGUGUCGAUGAGAGGUUGCAAGUCACAUAUGCAGGAAAUGCUGCUUGGGCUCACAUUAGAGCCAAGAAUACUCUUUGCAAGGACAAAACAGUCGCCGGAGAGGUGUAUUUUAUCACUGAUGAUACUCCAAUAAUUGACAUUUAUGAAACCAUGCGACCUUGGGUAGAGGCUCGAGGGUUCAGACUCUCAAGUUAUGUACUACCUUACAUGCUUGUCUAUACUAUAUUAUCCAUUGUUUGCUUUUUCUUAAGGUUGGUUAGUCCUUUCUACAAGCCUCAAGAACACGUAACAUCUACGGCAGAGUUAAAAUACUUGUGUACCACUUAUUUUUUCAAUCGUGUUAAAUCCACUUUAAGACUUAGCUAUUACCCAAUAUACACCCCUGAUGAAUCCAACAAAAACAGUCUGGUUUAUUAUGCCAAUGUUAAAAUAUAAGCUAAUUCAUUAUUUGACUUGUAGAUCAAAUAAAAAAACAAAAAAAACAUUACUGUAGCUUGAUCAAAGGGUAAGUUAUAAUUUAAAAAGUAUUCAAAACCAAUUCAGAGUGAUUGAAUCAGAGUUUGGUACUCCUAAAGACAUUAUUAAAAAAUUCCACUAUAAAGAAGAUGAAUUGUUGGAAAGGAUUCAGAAGAGAGCUUCUACAAUGAUAUUUGGAAUGGAAAGGUUGGCAUACAAGGAUGGGCUAAGAUCUCUGAAAUUGUUUUAUCAUGACAAAAGAAGAGUUGGAGGGGAUCCGAUUGAUAAAGGAAAUGAUAAUACAUUAUCUUUAUUCUUAUAUAAUGGUAAAAACGGUAAGAUUAGGGGACACGAAAUAUAUAAAUUUUGGCAAGUUAGGAGUCAGCUUCAUCUAAGACAGCUUUAUUUUUUUUUAACAGGGUAGUUGGCCUUUGGAAAAAGGUUGCUUUCAGAUGUGGUAGGUGCAAUUAAUGUAAGGGAAGGUUUGAUAAUUAUAAGGACUAGCUUUGAGUAUUUUAUUUUAGUAUAGUGGAUGGGACAGCCUAGAUGGUCCAGUAGGUUCCUUUUCCUUACAUUCUAUUUAUACAUACGUAAUUCAUGCAUUAUUUUUUUAACAUACUUUUGACAAAUUUACUGAUGUAGUUAAAUUUCAACAUUUUUGAUUUAUAAAACGUGUGUUCUGUUCAAUUAAUAAUUUGGUUAAAGACCAACAUGGGUAUGUUGUUUCAGUGGAACUUGAAAUUGAAACGGAGAAGACAGAAUGGGUUUGACAACUUUAAUGGACCUGUUGAAAUGAAAUGAUGUUUCAGCUUCUUUUCCCGAGACCUUGUAGUGUCUUAUAAAGGUUAGCAUGGCCGUGUGGGUCAAGCGGGUGUGGUGAUGGGUAGUUGUUGUCAGGAGGACACUGAUGUCAUCUGUAGAAUUUGGUGGUGGUGGUUAUCCACAGGUCGAUGAUAUGCAAAACUAUUGCCUCUGUUGAGUUCAGGUUGUUGUAGUUAUGCAGAUAAGAUUCUUUGACUUUUCUUUCUUUCUUUCCAGUGGCAAGCUUUGUCUAAAAUUAUAUGUUGAUCCCAGUUUAUGAUAUUGUCCUGUUUUGUAAUUAUGCCGGUUUAACCUGAAUGUGGUAGUCUAAGUGCAUUUUUAUGUCUAUCCAUCAAUCAGGUUCUCUGAUGUAAAUGUUUCUGCAAGAACAUGGUACCUUUAGAUGAGUUUUUUUUUUAUAUUUAGACUUGUUGGUUGUAUCACAUUAGGAAGGAUGUUUCUUUAUCACUAAAUUUCCAGCAAAUCUUUUUAAGUUGGGAAUGUAGGUUAGAGGCAUGAUAAAUGUGUGUUAUGUUGGCCUUGUUGUGGAAUCUUGUUCUUCUUAGAUGUAUAUAUAGAACUGGAAGGGUAUCCAUUGUUUCUGAAAACUUUCUCUCAGAAGAUUAGUUCUUUGUUACAAAUCUUUCCGGCUCUGAUGUAAUCCUAUUUUUAAUAGUUCUGGGGUGGUUUUACUUGUAGUGUAGGCACAGAAGUAGUGAUAUGGUCAUCAUACAGAUGAACUAGUAUUGCAAGAAAUGGGUUUUAGUUUCUUCCAACUACAUUGUGGAUUGUAUACUGGGGUUUACAGAAUUUAAGUGAUGGAGGAAAUCUUCAAAAAAUGAUAAUCUAAAAGACCUAAUAACAAGUGUUUCCAAAUCUUAGGAUUCAAGUUAAUUGUCUGUUGGUCACUUGCUUCAAAAUCUUCCGUAAAAAUGUUGCCGAGAACAGAUGAUCCCAUAAGAAGACUACUGGUUUGUUCAUAGAAUCUGUUUCGAAAUUGGAAUGUAGGUGAAGUUAGUGCAAAAGUUCUGACUGACAGAAACUUGUAAGAUGAUGUAGAAAGUUGUCUACUGUUAAUCUCUUGUGGACCAAGGUUGGCAUGAAUGCUGGGGAAUAGAUUAGUGUCAUCAAAACUGACCAAAACAUCAGAAGGUUUUUAAGAUAUAUUUACAAAAAUUACUGCAUUCGUGACUUUGGUUGGUGAAUUAUUUGCAAGGAACCUGGCUGCAUUAUGGCAAGAUGGGUCUAUGGCACUGACAAUGGGUCCAAGAGGAACAUCAGGUUUAUAUUACUUGGGUAAACCAUCCGUUGAUGUUUAAGAAUCAUGCCAAACCUUUCACUCUUUUUGGUGGGUAAGAUUUUACAUUCUUUGUUUGCAAUUAAUAAAGGACUAUUUUUAAAAAUAUUCCA